AUGGAUCCAGUCCUGGUCCUGGUGCUCACUCUGUCCUGUCUGCUUCUCCUCUCACUCUGGACACAGAGCAUUGGGAGAGGGAAGCUCCCUCCUGGCCCCACUCCUCUCCCAAUCAUUGGAAACAUCCCUCAGAUAGAUGUGAAGGACAUGGGCCAAUCUAUAGAACUUUUUUUAAAGCUUCUCCACUUCCCCGUAUUUAUUCUGUAUUUUGGCAUGAAGCCCUCCAUGGUGUUGUAUGGGUAUGAAGCGGUGAAGGAAGCUCUUGUUGAUCUAGGAGAGGAAUUUUCUGGGAGAGGCAGUUUUCCAGUAGUUGAAAAAGUUGACAAAGGCCUUGGAAUUAUUUUUAGCAAUGGGAUGAAAUGGAAGAAUAUCCGGCAUUUCUCCAUCAUGACUCUGAGGAAUUUUGGGAUGGGCAAGAGGAAUAUUGAGGAUUGUGUUCAAGAGAAGGCUCGGUGUCUUGUGGAGGAACUGAGGAAUGGCAAAGAUAGGUGUGCCCCCUGUGAUCCCACUUACAUCCUGGGCUGUGCUCCCUGCAAUGUGAUCUGCUCCAUUAUUUUCCAGAAACGCUUUGAUUAUAAAGAUCAGACUUUCCUUAACUUGAUGGAUAAAUUUAAUGAAAAAUUCAGGCUCUUGAGCACACCACGGAUACAGGUCUGAAAUACUUUCCCUGCCAUUAUUGAUUAUUUCCCUGGAAAUCAUAACCAAGUAUUUAAGAACUUCUCCUAUAUAAAAAACUAUGUUUUGGAGAAAGUAAAGGAACACCAAGAGUCCUUAGACAUGGAAAAUCCUUGGGACUUCAUUGAUUGUUUCUUGAUCAAAAUGGAACAGGUAAAGUAUGAUCUCUUGGCUAAAGUCCAGGAAGAGAUAGAAUGUGUAGUUGGCAGAAACUGGAGCCCCUGCAUGCAGGACAGGAGCCACAUGCCCUACACAGAUGCUGUGGUGCAUGAGAUCCAGAGAUACAUUGACCUUAUCCCCACGAACCUGCCUCAUUCAGUGACCUGUGAUGUAAAAUUCAGAAACUACUUCAUUCCCAAGGGUACCACUGUGAUAACAUCACUGACAUCCAUGCUGCAUGAUGACAAAGAAUUUCCUAAUCCAGAGAAGUUUGAUCCUGGUCACUUUCUAGAAGAGAGAGGCAACUUUAAGAAGAGUGACUACUUUGUGCCAUUCUCAGCAGGAAAGUGGAUGUGUGCAGGAGAAGCCCUGGCUCGCAUGGAGCCGUUUCUGUUCUUCACCACCAUUUUACAGAAUUUUAACUUGAAGGCUCUGGUUGACGUAAAGGACAUUGAUACAACACCAGUUGUCAGUGGAUUUGGCCAUGUGCCCCCUUUGUACCAGGGUCGUUUUAUUCCUGUGUAA
This is a messenger RNA of Mus pahari (shrew mouse), 1359 nucleotides long. RefSeq names its product cytochrome P450 2C11-like. The transcript has 8 exons. Gene Ontology annotation, cellular component: cytoplasm; intracellular membrane-bounded organelle. The record is from RefSeq and is a predicted model, not a curated record. Gene Ontology annotation, molecular function: oxidoreductase activity, acting on paired donors, with incorporation or reduction of molecular oxygen, reduced flavin or flavoprotein as one donor, and incorporation of one atom of oxygen; heme binding; iron ion binding. NCBI's taxonomy places the organism in Eukaryota, Metazoa, Chordata, Mammalia, Rodentia, Muridae. Gene Ontology annotation, biological process: xenobiotic metabolic process.